AUGGGAGAGAGCAUACACGUGGCUCAAUCCACAGGAUAUCACCAUCAGAGACAACAAAACCAAUUUGUGAUGAAUUCGAGCUCUAAAUUAUCAAAGACAUGGGUCACAACGACAAUCUUCAUCUUCGUUUUCUUCAUCAUCGUCUUUGGCGCUUCUCUUUCUUGGUUGGAUAUGUUUGUAUUAGGUACUGAGAGUAGAAUCCAAAUAUCGUCAAUAUCCACAAGAAACACCAAUAAGACAAGUAGCCCCAAGAACAUCAUCAAGAUCCCAUUAAACUGCACAUCACUCAACAGCAACACCACACAAACAUGUCCUUCAAACUAUCCAACCAAGCCAGAUCCAGAUAUCUCUUCCUCGGAAACUUGCCCUGACUACUUCAGAUGGAUCCAACAAGACCUAAAGGUAUGGGAAGAGACAGGGAUCACAAGGGAAACACUAGAGAGAGCAAAACCAAAUGCUCAUUUCAGACUAGUGAUAAAAGCAGGGAGAUUGUAUGUUCAUAAGUACGAUAGGGCUUAUCAGACAAGAGAUGUGUUCACUAUUUGGGGGAUCCUUCAGCUCCUGAGAAUGUAUCCUGGUCAAGUCCCUGAUCUUGAGCUUCUCUUCCUCUGCCAUGAUAAACCCGGUGUCUGGAAAAGAGACUUUAGACAAGAGGACAACACCACGUGGCCUCCUCCGCCGUUGUUCCAUUACUGUGGGCACCGUGAUGCAUACGACAUCGUGUUCCCUGAUUGGAGCUUCUGGGGUUGGCCGGAGGUGAACAUAAAGGAGUGGAAUAAGUUAUCAGAGGCGAUCAAAGAAGGGAACAAACAGAUAAAAUGGGAAGAUAGGGUUCCUUACGCUUACUGGAAAGGGAAUCCUAUGGUUUCUAUUUCAAGAAGAAACUUUAUGAAAUGUAACUUUUCGGACAAGUAUGAUCCCAUGGUUCGUCUCUAUGUCCAGGACUGGAAAAGAGAGAGUAGGGCAGGGUUCAAAGGAUCAAAUUUAGAAGAUCAAUGCACCCACAGGUACAAGAUUUACAUAGAAGGGAAUGCAUGGUCAGUGAGCGAGAAGUACAUAUUAGCAUGUGAUAGCAUGACUCUACUGAUUAAACCGGAGUUUUAUGACUUCUUCGUAAGAAGUAUGAUCCCAAUGACGCAUUACUGGCCCAUCAGACCUGACCAUUGUGGUGAUCUCAAGUUUGCUGUCGAAUGGGGCAACAACAACACCGACAAGGCGCAAGGAAUUGGAAGGCAAGGAAGUGAGUACCUGAUGAAGAACCUAGAGAUGAAGUAUGUAUAUGAUUACAUGUUGUAUGUGUUGCAAGGCUAUGGUAAGUUGAUGAAGUUGGAUGUGACAGUGCCUGAAAAUGCCACUGAAGUUUGUUCGGAGACGAUGGCUUGUCCGAUUACAGACGGUGGACUGAUUAGGCAGUGCAUGGAUGACUCGUUGGUUAUGUCUCCGAGCGUCAAGGCGGCUUGUGAUCUGCCACAACCUUAUAGUGACGAUGAGAUGAAGAGUUUUCUUGAGAAGCAAGAAACUGCGGAGAGAGAGACUGGGAAGUGGACCGAUGAGUAUUGGGAGGUCCAAAACAAGAUUUUUCAGCAGUAAACCUUAUAACUGUGAGUCGCUAAGUUAUUAAAAUGUUUGUUAACUGUGCAAAUUUUAGUUAAUUACUUUGGUUUGAUUCAGCAUGUGUCUAAAUUAACCAAUAAAUGUGUGCAUAAGGUAUGUAUAAUUGAUACAAACAUAUUAUAA
Molecule: messenger RNA, 1737 nt
Organism: Capsella rubella
Lineage: Eukaryota; Viridiplantae; Streptophyta; Magnoliopsida; Brassicales; Brassicaceae
Product: protein O-glucosyltransferase 1
Exons: 6
Coding region: 1-1590 (529 amino acids)
Source: RefSeq, a predicted model, not a curated record